This is a messenger RNA of Alnus glutinosa, 3046 nucleotides long. RefSeq lists its product as uncharacterized. The transcript has 12 exons. Lineage: Eukaryota; Viridiplantae; Streptophyta; Magnoliopsida; Fagales; Betulaceae. Gene Ontology annotation, cellular component: nucleus. Gene Ontology annotation, molecular function: mRNA binding. The coding region runs from base 236 to 2602 and encodes 788 amino acids. The record is from RefSeq and is a predicted model, not a curated record.
CGCAUAUAUUGCUCUCUCUCUCUCUCUCUCUAAUUGUCUAGGGUUUGAUUUUCUCUCUCUCUAGGGUUCGAUUUUAUCUCUACUAGGGUUUCAUCCAGCUCCAGUUAAGGCAUCUACUUCUCUUUGCAAUUCUUUAAAUUAGGGUUUCCUUUGCGUUUUUACUGAGGGAAAUUACGUUUUUUAAUUCCCAGUCUUUGAAAGUUUGACCCUUUGUUCGACGAAAUUGUGAAAACCAAUGCCUCCGCGAACGGUGAAGAGAGGUGCGGCGUUGGGGCCGAGGAGAACGGCAAGAGCCACCAGAGGGGCCCAGAAGGCCCAAAGUCAGCCGCCGGAGGCUGCUACCGAAGAGUUGGCGAAGGUCGAGGAGGUCUCCGUUCAGGCUGUGGAGGAAGUCAAGGUCGAGAAGAAGCCCGUCGUCGAGGAAAAGCCGGUUCCGGUGGAUCUUGAAGCAGAGGAGAAACCAGGCGCGAACGGGUUGGUUCCUGAGAAAAAAGAAGAUGAGGUGAAGGAGUCUGUUGACGAAUAUGAAAAAGAUGAAAGGUUGGAACUAGAGGAUAACGACCCUGAAUAUGAACAUGAAGAGUAUGGUGGGGUUGAUUAUGAUGAGAAGGAAAUAGAACAAGAUGAUGUUCAGGAGGUGGGGGAAGAAGGAGAGGAAGAAUUUGAGGAGAAUGUUGAAGAAGAAGAAGAGGGUGAUAUGGUUGAGGAGGACAUGGAAGAUGUUCAUGAAGAACUCGAGGGCGAAGAGGAUGAUGAGCAUGCUGGUGAGGAGCAGGAGCAUGCACAGCUGGUUGAUGCAGAGGAAGAGGAGCACCAAGAAGUUGUGAAAGAAAGGCGCAAACGUAAAGAGUUUGAAGUAUUUGUUGGUGGUUUGGACAAGGAUGCAACUGAAGAUGAUCUUAGGAAAGUUUUUAGUGAAGUUGGUGAGGUUACUGAAGUCAGGCUGAUGAUGAAUCCUCAGACUAAGAAGAACAAGGGUUUUGCAUUCUUGCGUUAUAAAACUGUGGAGCAAGCAAAACGGGCUGUUACAGAGCUGAAACACCCAUCGAUCAAUGGGAAACUGUGUGGUGUUACUCCAAGUCAAGACAGCGACACCCUUUUUCUGGGUAACAUAUGCAAGACUUGGACAAAAGAAGCCUUAAAAGAGAAGUUGAAACAUUAUGGAGUCCAUAAUGUUGAGGAUUUGACAUUGGUUGAAGAUAGUAACAACGAAGGAAUGAAUCGGGGGUUUGCUUUUUUGGAAUUUUCAUCUCGUUCAGAUGCCAUGGAUGCCUUUAAGCGUCUUCAGAAGAGAGAUAUUGUGUUUGGAGUUGAUAGGCCUGCAAAGGUUUCUUUUGCAGAUUCUUUCAUUGACCCUGGCGAUGAAAUUAUGGCACAGGUUAAAACUGUAUUUGUGGAUGGUCUGCCUGCUUCAUGGGAUGAGGACCGUGUCCGAGAGCUUCUUAAGAAGUAUGGAGAGAUUGAAAAGAUUGAGCUUGCCCGGAAUAUGCCAUCUGCCAAGAGAAGGGAUUUUGGUUUUGUUACAUUUGACACUCAUGAUGCUGCAGUGACAUGUGCUAAAAGCAUUAACAAUGCAGAGUUGGGUGAAGGAGAUAUCAAGGCUAAAGUUAGGGCCAGAUUGUCAAGACCACUUCAGAGAGGUAAAGGAAAACAUGUUAGUCGUGGAGAUUACCGAUCUGGGCGCGGGGUUGGGCGAGUUGCCAGGAGUUCAUGGGGUCGUCCAGCACCACGUAGUCUCCCUAUGCAUGGAGUAAGAGGAAUUGGAAGUCGCAUCCCACCAGUCAGUAUGAAGAGACCUGGUGGGUUGAGAGAUAGACGCCCUGUUGUGUCCAUGCCAACAAGAGGCAGGCCCUUGGCUCCUCCAGCUAGGUCCUAUGAUAGAAGAGCACCUGUUCCUCCAUACCCAAAGAGUAGCUUGAAGAGGGAUUAUGGUCGCCGUGAUGAUUUUCCUCCUCCAAGGAGCAGAGCUGCUACAGAUUAUGGUCCUAGGGCUGUUCCAGAGAGACGCACAUCAUAUAGAGAUGACUACUCUUCCCGUGGUCCUGGUUACUCUGAUAUUCCUAGAACUACAUCACGUCCAGCAGCAAGGAGAGCUUAUGUGGAUGAGGGCUAUAGCCAAAGGUUUGAAAGACCUCCUCCUCCUCCGAGUUACCGUGAGGGAAGGGCUCGUGAUUAUGACUCCAUUUCGGGGUCAAAACGACCAUAUGCUGCUCUGGAUGAUGUACCCCCACGUUAUACUGAUUCGGGUGUCCGCCAAUCUAGGGCUCGAUUAGAUUACGAUCAGUACAGUGGUGGUGCUUCUCAAUAUGGGGAUGCUUAUGGUGAUAGACUUGGGAGAUCUAAUCUAGGAUAUAGCGGAGGCAGAAGUUCUGUCUCAAGUCAGGAUUCACAUGGGCUCUAUAGCAGUCGUCAGGGCAUGAGUUAUGGAGGAGGUUCUUUCAGUGGUAGUGAUGUUGGUGGAAUGUACUCAUCAAGCUAUGGUGGUGAUUAUAUACCCCGUGGGAGUGAUGUUGGUGGUAGUUCUUACUCAUCAAUGUACUCUAGUCGUGGUGUGGGCGGCAGCAGUUACAUGGGAACUGGUGGUUCUGGAUCAUAUUAUUGAGAUCUGACAUGACAAAGAUGCUGCUGUAGGAUGUGAACGAAAUGAAGCUUAUGCUUUAUGAUGCCUAUGGUGGAGUGAGUGUUGCCAAGCUUAAAGGCCCUCUAUAUAUUGUUGGAGUGUUUUUACCGAAAGGGGCUUUGUCGGUUGAAGCCAUCUUAGAAAUCUAUAAAUAUGAACUAGUUUUUAAGUCGGAAUUUUGUGCUGUAUGGAAAACUAAAGUUAUUCAGAAAUGAAUUCAAGAAGUGAUUAGCAUGUGGUAUGUAUGAAUUACAUAUUUUAUUUUCUAUAUAUAACUCCACUUGAUGGACAAAUGUGGAGGUGUGCUGCAUCAUCUGUUCUUCUGGACAGAACAUGAUGAGAUUGAAGGCUUUUUUCUGUAAUUGGUUAAGGGAUUUUUUGGAAAUCUUCUUGUGCUUGAAUUCGUUGGAAAAGUUUUGGUUAUCA